Glycine soja is the source of this 3423-nucleotide messenger RNA. RefSeq names its product ABC transporter A family member 2-like. Gene Ontology annotation, biological process: lipid transport; transmembrane transport. Bases 160 to 3048 code for a protein of 962 amino acids. Gene Ontology annotation, molecular function: ABC-type transporter activity; ATP hydrolysis activity; lipid carrier activity. NCBI's taxonomy places the organism in Eukaryota, Viridiplantae, Streptophyta, Magnoliopsida, Fabales, Fabaceae. The transcript is spliced from 16 exons. Gene Ontology annotation, cellular component: membrane; intracellular membrane-bounded organelle. The record is from RefSeq and is a predicted model, not a curated record.
CCUUUCUUGGAAUUCAUUACAAGAAAUGGCGAUGCUGCAUACGGAAACUCUCACACACCCUAUAUAUAUAUAUAUUCACAUUCAAAACACAAAUCUCAGUCUAGGACAACAACAACACACUGCUACCAUUCCCCACCGGUGACUCACAGACAGCAUAGCAUGGCGACCACUAUCAGCGGCAUCCCGCUGGUGGCGCUGCAAGUCAAGGCGCUCUUGAAGAAGAACCUCUUGCUGUCAUGGCGGAACAAGAGGGCGAGUCUGCUACAGUUACUCUCCCCUUUCAUGUUCAUUUUCCUCAUCUUCGCAAUCGACAAAGCCAUGAAGGCAAAGACCUCGACCUCUUCCUCCUACAAGAGCGUCACAGAACCUCCCAUGGAGCCUUCUCUCCCCAUCACCCCCUGCGAGGACAAGCUCUUCAUCAAUCUCCCCUGCUACGACUUCGUCUGGAGCGGCCACCAGAGCCCCAAGUUUCGGAUCAUCGUUGCCCGCAUCAUGAACAACAACCCUGGCCGACCCAUCCCUCCCUCCAAGGUGAAAUCGUUUAAGGACAAGAGUGAAGUGGAUGCAUGGCUUUUCAGUAACCCUAUGCGGUGUCCAGCGGCGCUUCAUUUUAUAGAGCGAAACGAUACCGUUAUAGGCUACGGUCUUCAGACGAAUUCCACCAGUCUUCAGCGGCGAGGGAAGUUCGAGAACCCCACGGCGUCGUUUCAGCUUGCCGCAGAACGUGAAAUUGCCAGAUACCUUAUUGGAGACGCGGAAUUCAGUUGGAAUGUUUUUCUGAGGGAAUUCGCGCACCCUUCCACGACUCCUUUCUCUGUUGUGGCUUCAAUUGGUCCAGCGUUUUUCCUCGUGAUCGCCAUAUUUAAUUUUGUUCUUCAGAUUAGGUCUUUGGUCACGGAGAAAGAGCUUAAACUUCGCCAGGCAAUGACUAUGAUGGGGCUUUACGACUUUGCUUACUGGUUUUCCUGGCUCAUCUGGGAGGCAGUUGUCGCAAUCCUAUCGUCCCUCCUCAUAGUUCUCUUUGGAAUGAUGUUCCAGUUUCGCUUUUUCUUGGAUAACAGUUUUGUGGUCCUGUUCUUUUUUUUCUUCCUAUUUGAACUUAGUAUGACUGGCUUGGCCUUCAUGAUAUCUGCUUUCAUUCGGAAAUCAUCUUCGGCAACAACAGUGGGGUUCUAUAUAUUUAUUGUGGGCUUUGUGACUCAGCUUGUGGCACUAGUAGGAUUUCCUUACAAAGAUAGCUUCUCCAAAACCACACGAAAUUUGUGGUCAUUAUUCCCCCCCAAUCUUUUUUCUCAAGGUAUAAAUGUGCUUUCAGAUGCAGUUGCAACUUCUGAAGACAAAGGUGUUAGCUGGAGUAAACGGGGAGAAUGUGCUCUUAACAAAACAGACUGUGUUAUAACUAUUGAUGACAUUUAUAAAUGGCUUGCAGCUACAUUCUUUCUCUGGUUUGUUCUGGCCAUUUACUUUGACAAUAUAAUCCCAAAUGCAUCGGGUGUGAGGAAAUCAAUAUGGUAUUUUCUAAAUCCCAAUUAUUGGAUGGGCAAAGGAGGUCAAAAAGUGAAAGAGGGUGGGGUUUGUAGCUGUAUAGGUUCAGCCCUAUGUCAAGAACAAAGUACACCAGAUGAUGAUGUCCUUGAAGAAGAAAACAAAGUGAAACAGCAACUAACAGAAGGUCUUGUUGAUGCAAAUAUUGCUGUUCAGAUACGUGGCCUUGCAAAGACAUACCCUGGCACACGUAGCAUUGGUUGCUGCUUUAAAUGUAAAAGAACUUCACCUUACAAUGCUGUUAAGGGUUUGUGGGUGAACUUUGCAAAGGAUCAGUUAUUUUGUCUUCUAGGACCCAAUGGAGCUGGAAAAACUACAGCUAUUAAUUGUUUGGCAGGGAUAACUCCAGUAACUGAUGGAGAUGCAUUGAUUUAUGGACAUUCAAUCAGAAGUUCUAGUGGCUUGUCAAACAUUCAAAAGCUUAUAGGAGUAUGUCCACAGUUUGAUAUCCUAUGGGAUGCACUGUCUGGUCAAGAACACCUCCAACUCUUCGCUACUAUUAAAGGCCUGUCCCCAUCUUCCAUAAAAUCAAUUACCCAGACUUCAUUAGCAGAGGUGAGACUCACGGAUGCAUCCAAAGUGAGAGCUGGAAGUUACAGUGGAGGAAUGAAACGCCGUCUCAGUUUUGCUAUUGCCCUUAUUGGUGACCCUAAGUUAGUCAUUCUGGAUGAGCCGACUACUGGUAUGGAUCCAAUAAUAAGAAGGCAUGUGUGGGACAUAAUUGAAAAUGCAAAGAGAGGGCGUGCCAUUGUUCUUACAACACACUCUAUGGAAGAAGCUGACAUUCUAAGUGACCGCAUAGGUAUCAUGGCAAAAGGAAGUCUUCGCUGCAUUGGCACCUCAAUCAGAUUGAAGUCACGCUUUGGUGCUGGUUUUAUUGCUAAUAUCAGCUUCAAUGGAAACAAUAUUGAAUGUAGUCCUGCCAGUGGAGAUGCAAUAUCUACAGAACAUCAUGAGGCAGUGAAGAAAUUGUUUAAGAAUCAUUUAGAUGUAGUGCCAAAAGAGGAGAACAAUAACUUCCUAACUUUUGUGAUUCCUCAUGACCGAGAGGCGCUCCUGAAAAAUUUCUUUUCAGAGCUCCAAGAUCGAGAAAAAGAAUUUGGCAUAUCUGACAUCCAGCUUGGUCUAACAACUCUCGAAGAAGUUUUCUUGAAUAUUGCAAGACAAGCAGAGCUUGAAAGCGCUGCAGCUGAAGGGAGACUAGUGACACUGACCUUAACAUCUGGGGAAUCUGUGCAGAUUCCUAUAGGAGCUAGGUUUGUGGGAAUUCCAGGAACAGAGUCUGCUGAAAACCCUACUUGGUUCAUGGUAGAAGUAUACUGGGAACAAGAUGAUACUGGUGCCUUAUGCAUUGCCAGCCACUCACAGAAGGUUCCUAUUCCUCAUGGCGUUCAACUAUCAUCUUCUCCUUCUAGAAGACACCGUAGAUAUUUAGGCCAGUCAGGAACAGUUCAUGGGGUUGUGAUUGAUCCAAGUCAAGUUAGUUCAGUGGAUUUUCAAUGAUGUGCAAGCAAAAUGUACACGAAGAUGCAUCAUGCCCAAUUUAUUUAUUUUUUCAACAAGUAUGGGAAGCAAUUAUAUAUGAGGUAUUGAUAUUAGAUAGACACCUCUUUCAAAGCAUAUAAUACCCAACAAUGUUUCAAACAUGAAUGCUUCCAAAAAGAUACAUGUAGGAAAAAAAGAAAACAGGCAUGAGGCAUCAUGUCUUAGCAUAGUUAGAUCCUUAGUUUAGUUUGAUCAUGGUCAAUGGUUAGAACUCUAGUUAGUUAGUUGAAAAUUAGUUAUUUCAACUAACUUAUGUAUAUAUAGCUACAAUAACAAAAUGUAACUAACCAAUUUUACACUUCAAUAACAGAUCAAGCUUAUCCUUCUUUUCUC